AUGGAUCUCUUCUACCUAAAACACACAGCUCUCUAUCAAACAUAUGUGGAUAAACUUGAUCCAAGCAAGACCCCUGUACACUUCUCAAAUCUGCCUCAGGUUGCGGAGAAGCCCUCAAACAGUGCCAAUCCGAGUAUGACCAUCAGCGUUCGAGUUCGCCCUAUGCUGGAAGACGACAUAACCGCUGGCUUUCCUUGCGCCGUUUACCCGCGUCCUCGCAAACCAGGCGUCGAACACGAGACCAUCGAUCUCCAUGAUCUUUACAAUCACCCAAGGAGACCUCGUCCCAUCCUCAAGUCUUCGGCGCAUCAGGUUCAGAAACUCUUUGAUGCUAGCGCGAGCACAGCACAGGUGUAUGAUGAGGUUGUGCAUGACCUGGUGCUCUCUGCUUCAGAUGGCAAGCUCGGAACAUUGUUUGCAUAUGGACAGACCAGUUCUGGCAAGACCUUCACAGUCACCGAGCUGCAGAAGCUUGCCAUCACCGAGCUGCUAGAACGUCAUACCGAUCUGUACGUCACUAUCGUCGAGCUAGCUGGAAAAGUAGCCUUCGACCUGCUCCACGAAAGAGAGCAAAUCGCCGUCCGAGAAGAUGCCUCUGGAACCACUCAACUCGUUGGAGCCAUCGAACGAAAAGUCACCAACAAAGAAGAAGGUAUUGAGCUAUUGGAAAACGCCAUGUCUUUCCGUCGCUCUGCACCCACCCUCAAGAACGACGCUUCAUCACGCUCCCACUGCAUCUGUCGCAUCCGCAUUCCACAACCCACCUCCUCCGAAUCAGGUCAUCUAUACAUGGUCGACCUUGCCGGCUCAGAAAUCGCCCGCGAUGUAUCACAACACGGUCCUGAGCUGAUGCGCGAGACAAAAGAAAACAACAUCAGUCUCUCAAUCCUCAAGGAUUGUAUCCGUCAAAGAGCAUUGGCGGCUUCAAGCAAAAAGAAGGUGCAUAUACCCGUUCGUGGGAGCACAUUGACGAAGAUCUUGAAGCAUGUCUUUGAUCUAGAGGCCAGUCAGGAAUACAAGACUGUGGUUAUUGCUUGCUUGAAUCCUAGUCUUGCUGAUGUGUCAUCGUCGAAGAAUACGCUGAGGUAUGCCGAAUUGUUGGGCAAGAUAGAUUGA
Molecule: messenger RNA, 1116 nt
Organism: Aureobasidium subglaciale EXF-2481
Lineage: Eukaryota; Fungi; Ascomycota; Dothideomycetes; Dothideales; Saccotheciaceae
Exons: 1
Coding region: 1-1116 (371 amino acids)
Biological process (GO): microtubule-based movement
Cellular component (GO): centrosome; microtubule; spindle
Molecular function (GO): ATP hydrolysis activity; microtubule motor activity; microtubule binding
Source: RefSeq, a predicted model, not a curated record